AUGUCGAGAGCUUAUUGGUACUACUGCAAUCUACCCGACGAGGCGUCACUCGUGGUUCCUAUUGUUCAAGCUCAUCAAAAUGCUGCUUGUAAUUAUGUCGAAGUCUUUGCUAGUACAUUUACAGCCGAAUUAACGCUGGAAACGGCAAUUGACGAUGACGAAUUGGCCGUCGCAAGAUCCGCGUAUGUAUUGGUGGCUGCUACGCUGGACUCGACAGGUGUCGACCUUAAGAAGGCUGAGACCAAAACAAAGGUAAAUUCGACAAAAACUGAGCGAAAAGUUGCCGCUCAAUCAUCAAUGGAUGCCACUGUGAAAUUAAUUCCUACUGAGACAGCGUUAGCGGCCGAAGAACUUGCGACUGAGGAAAAGCGCAGGGAUGAUAGCGCUUGUGUAUCUGAAGAAUCAAUUGCAGCUGGAAAUGCUGCAUCUGUGACCGUCAACAUUGUUGAAAAAAAACCGACUGUAGUCCAGGCCUUUGCUGAAGAUACUGCAACGGUCGAAAUUUCGGCUGGGGAUGCAGCGACUGAGACCAUAUUAAAGGUCGAAACUAUGGAGAAAACUCCUAAAGUUGUUGAAUUUGCGGGUAAAGAAGAAUACGAGUCAGUAAUGGCUCAAAACGGGGUUGACGAUGAAAAACUGAUCAAUUUUAAGCAGUUGACUGACGAGCCUAUAGCUGAACCAGUUGUGGCAGAGGAUGUGACGACGAUGAAAACAGUUGCUGCUCUAUCGACGUCAAGCGUCAGCUCUGAUAAGCUUGCGACCAGGCAUGUGACUGAUGAAGUGGUUCUUGAGUCAAAAAAGGUCAUGACAUUCGAAAAUUCGAUCCUCGAAGGUCAAGGCGAGCCUGUGGCAAUAGUCGAAACUGCAGAUAUUCAAGGAGAAGAACAAUCAACCCUAGCAAAGACCGUGCGUGAUGACGAGUCGGAGACGGAGACUCAGUCCGAGAAAUCGGAAAUGAAUGUGACAGAAGCAGUCGAGACUGAUGUCGUUGUUAGAGUUGUCGCUGAGCCUGACUCUGAAAUCGGUGAAACCAUGGUCAUCAAUCCCGUCGUUGCAGCAAAAGAAGAUGCUGCGCAAACGUCGUCGUUCGGGUUUAUACCCGAACAGCUUCGCAAGAAUAGCUACGCGGUCUCAUCAGUUGCUGUUGCAGUCACUACUGCAAUCGUUGCGACUUUAAUGGCACGCAGAUAA
Plasmopara halstedii is the source of this 1191-nucleotide messenger RNA. RefSeq lists its product as uncharacterized. Lineage: Eukaryota; Oomycota; Peronosporomycetes; Peronosporales; Peronosporaceae. The coding region runs from base 1 to 1191 and encodes 396 amino acids. The record is from RefSeq and is a predicted model, not a curated record. The transcript has a single exon.